UCACCGGUCUGCAAACGGUCCGCCAGAAGGUCAACUUGGUCAGCGACGAGAUCCGCAACCUGCAGACCAACAUGGAGUCUUUCUCCAUACAGUACCACGAGUGCAUCAAGAACAAGGGGCACAUUACAUACCUUCAACAAGCGGGCCCCAUGACGACGGAGCGCCGCGACUUGGAGGCAUGUCUGCGCAUCCAAAUCGAAGAGAUGGAACGGAAGCUCAACGUGCUGGUGGCCCAGAUCAACCAAUCGCAGCUGGAACUAGCGGACCACAUGAAAGAGAAUAUCGCGGCAUUGAGACAGCUACAGAGCCAAGUCCUGGAUGAGGAGCUCAUCAAAUGGAAGCGCGAACAGCAACUUAGCGGUAACGGCGUGCCCAUGCAGUCCAACCUGAACACCAUCCAGGAGUGGUGCGAGCUGCUAGCCGACCUCAUCUGGACCAGCCGCCAGCAGGUGACCAACGUAUCGCGAAUCAACAAUAAGACAAUCCCUGAGCUUCGUCAGCCGCACCUCAUUGAAAUGUUGGAGGAUAUGAGCAAGCAGGUGACCAACUUGCUGUCUACCCUCGUGACGUCAACAUUUGUGAUAGAGAAACAGCCGCCGCAAGUCAUGAAAACCAACACUCGCUUCACGGCCACCGUCCGUUUGCUAGUCGGCGGGCAACUCAACGUUUAUAUGACCCCGCCCAGAGUCAGUGUGGCAAUAAUAUCCGAGCAGCAAGCGCAACUGCUGCUCAAGAGCGAGACUCAAGCCGGCAAGGGCAAAGCGCCGGUCGAGUGCGGAGACAUCCUCAACAACAGUGGCGUCAUGGAGUACCAGGCCACCAGCCGCCAACUCAGCGUUAGCUUCAGAAACAUGCAGCUUCGCAAGAUAAAGCGCGCUGAGAAAAAAGGCACAGAAAGUGUCAUGGAUGAGAAGUUAACGCUUCUCUUCCAGUCGCAGUUUAAUGUGGGAGGUGGCGAGUUGGUCUUCCAGGUGUGGACGCUGUCUCUGCCUGUAGUAGUGAUAGUCCACGGCAACCAGGAACCCCACGGCUGGGCCACCGUCACCUGGGACAACGCCUUCAGCCCGCCGGGGCGUGUGCCCUUCGCCGUGCCAGAUAAGGUGUCAUGGGGCCAGCUAGCGGAGACGCUCCGCAUCAAGUUCUACUCGGCCACGUCCGGCGGAGACUUGUCGGAGGACAACCUCCGCUUCCUAGCGGAGAAGAUCUUUAGAACGAGUCUCCCCAUGAAUUUGCUGGAACUGAACGCCAUGAUGGUCUCAUGGACUCAGUUCUGCAAGGACGCGCUGCCGGAGCGGAACUUCACCUUCUGGGAGUGGUUCUACAUGGUCGUGAAGGUCACGCGCGACUACCUGCGCACGCUGUGGUGCGACGGCCUGAUCAUGGGCUUCAUCCAGAAGAAGCAAGCCGAAGAGAUGCUCGCCAAGUGCACGCCUGGCACUUUUCUGCUGCGGUUCUCAGACUCCGAACUAGGAGGAAUCACUAUCGCCUGGGUUGGAGAGGGCAACGAAGUAUUCAGUCUUCAACCAUUCACAUCCCGCGACCUGAUGCUGCGAUCGCUCGCCGACCGCGUGCUCGACCUGCCGCAGCUACAGCUGUUGUAUCCCAACGUGGCCAAGGACACGGUCUUCAGCAAGUACUACACCAAGCCCGAGAACGAAAUGCUGAAGAACGGCUACGUGAAGCCAGUGCUGGUGACAACGCUGCCGCCCUACAUGUCUUCCAUGGCCAGCUACGCGCACUCGCCCGACUCGCACCGACACACGCCCGCGCACAGCAGCUGCUUCAGCGCGGCCACUCCUGCUCCCACCGAGUCCACUUUCAUGGACAGCGAGUUGUUCGAGCAGAUGCGAGCGUUCGAUGCUGAAGGCUUCGAUGACUUCAACAUCUACGACUCCAUGGCCAUGAAAUGAUGUGACCUGCAGUAAGUGGAGAGUUAACCCUAAUUAUAUUUAGUUGUAGUUUUGAGUCAAUUGUAAUAAGAGCUAUAAUCGCGUGGCAUAUUUACAAGUUGUUUUAUUAUACGUAGUUUUAUUCGUGCCAUAGAUGUUCUGAGAUGUCUAUAAUAUUAUGUCAAUAAUAUGUUAUAUAUCAGCAUCAGUGCCUUCCCUUAUAUGUUUAACAUUUCAAUUUAUUUCUAUCUAUAUUAUAUUAGAUGUUUAUUUGCAAGAUAAUGUUUUUUAUAUAAGAUUUUAAACCAUUAGAGAUUGAUUUAUGACCUUGAUUAAAUAUGUAUUGUAUAGGAUGUUAAGUUUUAAAACAGAAAAUUUACAAAACGCGCAUUUUUUUUCUCGGAAUAUACCACAGAUAUUUAAUAUUUUGAAUGACAAUAAAAUAGAGACAGAUAACAUUACAGUUCCAUUUUUUGCUCAAGGCGCAAUUUUGAGUUAACUAUUUCUACAAUAAAAUAAAUACCAUCUCUUACAUCCUGUAUUAUACAUUUAGCAGAACUUGGAAUUCGUCCUAUCUUAUAAGAAGAAAAUAAAAUAUAAUUAUGAACAUUAUACAAAAUAUAUUUACACGAAAAAGAUUUUAAACAGCUGUGCUUGUUAUUGCAAUUUUUAAUUAUAUAUUUACGUAAGUAUGCGCAGAUUUUAACCAAUCAAAGUAUAAUCGAAUGUUGCCUUCUUUGUAGAGUUGUUGACACUCAAAUUAUAUUGACACGAACUUUUUAUGAUACAUUUCCUUAUAUUUUAAAUGUCAAUUCAAACCCAUGACGUCAUUUUGGUCUGCUGACUAAAAGUAAUGUCACAGUCAUUGACAAUUAUUAAUGAAAUAUAGUGUCAACUCAGUUAUAGUAUGUAUUGU
Messenger RNA from Ostrinia furnacalis (Asian corn borer), 2805 nucleotides. RefSeq names its product Signal transducer and transcription activator Stat92E (gene Stat92E). The transcript is spliced from 18 exons. Gene Ontology annotation, biological process: signal transduction; regulation of DNA-templated transcription. Gene Ontology annotation, molecular function: DNA binding; DNA-binding transcription factor activity. Lineage: Eukaryota; Metazoa; Arthropoda; Insecta; Lepidoptera; Crambidae. The coding region runs from base 72 to 1910 and encodes 612 amino acids. The record is from RefSeq and is a predicted model, not a curated record.